This is a messenger RNA of Diatraea saccharalis (sugarcane borer), 891 nucleotides long. Lineage: Eukaryota; Metazoa; Arthropoda; Insecta; Lepidoptera; Crambidae. The record is from the annotation of a GenBank genome assembly.
AUGGAGUAUUCAAGCAGGCUGCUCUGUUUCCUGUUCGUUGUAUAUCUUGCCACGGAGACUCACAGCGCUCCAAACUCAAGGAGAUCAAGAGCUGCAGACCUUCCUGAUGAAUCCAAUGGUCGACAAAGUAAACUACAAGAGGAGUAUAAAGAAGUCACUACUGCCACAGCACCAGCACCAACUAAUAGAAAGAACAAGGCCCUCAAUUUAUUCGGAUAUUAUCCUUCAUUUCUUUCAUCAGGUCUAGACUACAAUGAAGAUGACGACGAUGACGUCACAUUUUCCGUCAACGACGACCAUUUCGAUGACGAGGAACUGUCACGAACCAUUCCGAACAGACGUAAACAGCAAAACAAAAAGAAAAAUGGAAAUCCUGAAUACCCCAACGACAACAUCAAUUCCUUACAGUACGAUAAUUCACCCAUCUUUUACAUAAGACUUCCACCUACGCCUUACAUGUUCGUACCUGGUCUAGGGUAUGUGUCUCAGCCGCCAAGUCUAGGACCACCUAUGGCUCCAAUGAUGCCUCCCGUGGGCCCUCCUCAAAGUGCAGAUCCUUUCAUCAAUUUGCCUUUAGAUUUCGUCUCUAACGGAAAACCUACUGGUGUAUAUCAAUGGAACGGAGGAGCCGGCUACCCUCAAAUGCCACAAAUACCGCCCGUGGAUCCAUUCGGUUAUGGAGCACAACCCAUGAUUCCUCCCCCUUCGCGACCAAGCUACAACAUGCCUACUUACUCUAAACCUAAACCUAAGCCAGUUCCCUCGAACUCUAAGAUCACAAACUUGAAAGGUCAAUACGUUUUUAAUGGUAAACCAGGGGAUAGUGUGUACGUUCUAAGAGACACAUACAACUCCAUAUACUCAGAUGCUCUUCAGAAUUUCUACCCUUAA